AUGGCGACUCAACGGAAGGCCAAGGCCAGUCUACUAGAUUUGAUCUUCUUGGUCGAUAUGAUCUCAUUCUCUAGUCUUGUCGGAGCUAGACCUCUGCCAUGGACCAGUACCGGGGCGAGCGGGUCAGACACCGCAGCCAGCUCUGGUACUCCCACAUCUUGGGGUGGCAGUGGAGGCUCUAGCUUUGCCUCCGCGAGUCCAGGAAUCAAGGUCAGCGGAUCUUGGGCCCCUGGUAAUGCUGGCGAGGUCAGCGACACAGGUACCAAGGCUAACAGCAGCGGUUUCUCCUCCAGCAGCUCCGGGAGCAGCGCCAUGGCAGGCUUUGGUGUAGGUUCUGAAGAUGCUGCAUCUAAAGGGAGCGCUCGUUCUAACAACGGCACCACUGGCGCUGGAACUGGCGACGCAGGCUAUGGAAGUGACGUCCUUCGACGCUUCCCAGCGGUGGUGGAACAUCUACCCCGACCGGACCAGCAGAAUGCGGAACGGCCCAAAGGGCCAACAACAAUGUAUCUGCACAUACCAAGAGACCGACUGAAACCGACGCGGUCAGUGGGGGGUGGAAACACCAGCAAUGGAGUCAACGGUGGAGCGACCAACACCGGCAGCGGCACAAAUGUCAAUGUCAUCACGAGCCCAGCCAACGGGGGUGAAAAGAGAAAAGGACAGAGGGACCAUCAAUACGCUUCUCGACAAGCUGGAUUGAUUAUAAAGGCUUUGCGCUGA
Messenger RNA from Aspergillus fumigatus Af293, 723 nucleotides. RefSeq names its product putative extracellular glycine/serine-rich protein. The transcript has 4 exons. Lineage: Eukaryota; Fungi; Ascomycota; Eurotiomycetes; Eurotiales; Aspergillaceae. The record is from RefSeq and is a predicted model, not a curated record. The coding region runs from base 1 to 723 and encodes 240 amino acids.